This is a messenger RNA of Ostrinia furnacalis (Asian corn borer), 432 nucleotides long. Its product is annotated as E3 ubiquitin-protein ligase HECW2-like. The record is from RefSeq and is a predicted model, not a curated record. Gene Ontology annotation, cellular component: cytoplasm. The transcript has 3 exons. Lineage: Eukaryota; Metazoa; Arthropoda; Insecta; Lepidoptera; Crambidae. Gene Ontology annotation, molecular function: ubiquitin protein ligase activity. Bases 1 to 432 code for a protein of 143 amino acids. Gene Ontology annotation, biological process: protein ubiquitination; regulation of dendrite morphogenesis; ubiquitin-dependent protein catabolic process.
AUGGCCGUGGUGGACCCGCGCCUGGUGGGAGCAUUCGAUGCACGUGAAUUGGAGUUGGUGAUCGCGGGCGCGCCCGAGCUCGACGUGGCGGACUGGCGAAGCAACACCGAGUACCGCGGCGGGUACCACGACGCCCAUCCCGUUAUACUGUGGUUCUGGCAGGCUAUAGACAGGUUCACCAACGAGCAACGCCUGCGACUGGUCCAGUUCGUGACCGGCACAUCUUCCAUCCCUUACGAGGGCUUCUCGGCCUUGCGAGGGUCCACGGGCCCGCGCCGCUUUUGUAUCGAACGUUGGGGCCGCGUGGAGUCGCUGCCUCGGGCCCACACCUGCUUCAACCGACUCGACCUGCCGCCUUAUCCCACGCCGCAUCUGUUAUACGAAAAGCUACUGCUGGCUGUCGAGGAAACUAACACCUUCGGGAUAGAGUAG